AUGGAGUAAGUAGCGCUACUAGCUGAUGAGCAAAAUCGAAAAGACAUUAAGAAAAUCAAUUCUCUUAAGACUAUCAAUAUUGUAUUCUUGGUACUCUCUGUUUUGGCCUUGAUUUACGAGCUUACUGUUUUCUCGUAUUAUUUAUGGUAUAUGGAUGUGCUAAUAGGAGUAUAAGUUGUCUUCGCAGUCAGCAAUCUUGGCUUUAUAAUAUCUCACGAAGACACCUAGUAGUUUUGGUUAACCUACAGGAAGUAUUUUAUCUAUGGCCCCUUCGUAGUCAUGGUUAUAGUCACUAUUGUUUUACUUGGAUUAGUUGCAUAUCAGCUAUUCCAAAGUGAUGAAUUCGAUAAAAAUGAUCAGAACUAUAAGUUGUAUGCAACUCUCGCUUUGCUGUUUCCGAUCGUUCCCAUUCUUGGCCAAGGCAUAAGUUACGUGAUCCUAAUUAGUCAGAUGUAUGAAUUCAAUCUGAGAAUACACAGAUUUUUGCUCUUUGAGAGUGUCAAACAAAGUGCUGAUAAUAGUACGCUAGUGACAACUGACGAAUAAGAUCUGAAUGAUGAGGCUGAUCAAGAGCAAAAUAAUUACAGAUAUGAAAGGAUAAGCAGUAAUAGAAGCAAUGCAUACCAACUUAGCGGAGAUCGCAGACUUUCAACUGGAUCAACGACUAAUCCUGGCAUAAACUGA
This is a messenger RNA of Stylonychia lemnae, 684 nucleotides long. The record is from the annotation of a GenBank genome assembly. Lineage: Eukaryota; Ciliophora; Spirotrichea; Sporadotrichida; Oxytrichidae.